AUGUCUAUCGACCGCUCACCCCAAGCCCCAAAUGCGACUUCACCAGUGGCACCUAUGUCGCCGUCCGCGCAACGAGCGGCGUCGCCAUCCGACGACGAUGGUCGCUCAAGCAAUGCCAACUUGAUCUUGGCGCAGGAGUUGCUCGACACGGCCCCCGAACCGAAACCGCUCCCCGCUGCUGCGCUCUUCAAGGCCUACGACCAAGUUCUCCCUACCUAUGGCAUUGACCCCGAUACAGAUCAUCACCUGUCGACCUUUGUGUUCCGAGUGGGCGGCGAGAGAGGCGGCGGCACUUUGCUCGACAAGUUUCAGUCUAUCCUGGGCCGUAUGGGGAUUGUUCUCGAGUUUGGCGACAACACCACCGCGUCAACUCGAACAUCGCCAUCUGCGUCUCCCGCAUAUUCAUCAACAAGUCGCCAAAGCCACGGUCUUGUACGAGAGAAGAAUGGGAACCUUACAUCUGAAGGAGUAGCCAUAUCCCGGCCGUCGGUCGUGCCCUUGGUGCAAUCAUUUGCUUCGCCAGAAUCACAACCUCCACGGCAAAAUCAUGUGGACUUUUCCGACACAGAUGAGGAGGAUGGUGAAGAUGAGGAGAUGCGAAGGGCUGUUCUCUCUUCAGCCAUGAAUCGCUGGCGUUCUCUGGUCGCGAAUCGUCGAACACAACAGGCGCAACGAAUCCCCUCUUUUCCGAGCAUCCCCGAGGAAGCUUCUGCCGAUGUGAGGAACUUUGAGGACCGCCCCUUUCAAGAUCGACCAGCCAUCACGGUUUCGGAGGCUUCGACCAUUCCACCUUCUACGCAACAGAAUCAGAAUGAUGCGGUUGCUACGCAUCAGGAGGACGACGCCCCCUCUUCCCCCAAAGAGCAACCCACUACGCAGCCACAGGAAGUUGAAGAGCCUUCCAGGCAUUCCACGGCUCCCUCUGUACCGGAAGUUCCUAUUCCACCAGUACCCGAAGUACGCAUUGCGCCAACAGUUACCCAGCUGGAUGUAACGCAGCGCGAUGAGAAGACUAGGAGCCGACCUUCAACACCCCCGGAGCCCACAGACAAUACGACAUUAAAGCAGAAAUCUGUGCAGGAAUCUGAAAUAGGGCCUUCGACACCCGUUCAACAACCCGAUCCAGAAAAGGAGUAUCAACGACUUCUAAGACGUGCCAGCCGGGCUCGUGAGAUAUACCUCGCGAGCAAGGUCUUCAACCAUUGGGCUGAUCGCACUGCCCGUCGGCUCGAACGGGAUGCUGUUGCUAGACGGCAUAUGAUCAGAUUUCGUUACUUCCGAUCCUGGUGCCAGGCUCCUGUCGUCCGGGAGCCUACAGUUGAUGACAUGAGGGCGGCUGUUGUGGUAAGGAAGUGGCAGCGCAUCGUAGCACAAGAGAAAACCCUUGAGUCCAUGGCGAAGGCAGCGGCCCGGGCAUAUCAAUUGAAGAAGAUUCACCAAGUCCUGGAUCGUUGGUCUUGUCUUCACUUGGAGCAUGUUGGCCGUCAAAUCACAGCCUCGCACAGCAGAACAAAAGCCCUCUCAAGGUGGAUAUUGCAAGCUUCUAAUGGUGUGGCCCUGGAUGAAGCCAUCAAGUCCCAAGUAGGACUGCAACAGCAACUGACCGCCAUCCACAAGUGGCAAGGUUAUGCUGAAAGGGAAACCAUACUUGCCGACAGCGCCAUGCGCAUGGGCAAUGUCCACCAAUCCUUUACGCAUCUGCAGGAGUGGUGGGAUCAAGCCGAGAUUGGUCGACGAGCGACCACAUAUCGUCAACAUCUGUUGAUGAAGAGAGUAGAUUUUGCUUUUGAUCAGUGGAACCUACAGGCAAGGGCCCAGGCCUUCACAUGGAGGCGCGAAUAUCUCCAAGUUACUCGAGUAUUUGACCGAUGGUGUCAAAGAGCUGAGCAGGAUGGCGACUUGUCGCGGAGAGCGGAGAGCUACUAUGAAACUCAGGCCAAAUCAAGAGUUCUUGGAUGUUUCCGCCGCUUCGACCAGGAAUCAUCACACAUGACGCGCUUGGAGGACCGCGCACGUCUUUACCUUCGAGCAACCUCUUUGUUGAGAGUGUUUGACAAGACGGUGAAGCGCCGCCAGGAUCAGGACAAGCAAUAUGUGAAACGGUACCUGAAGGCAAGAUAUACCCAGGUGUCAUCGGCAAAGAAGAAACGCAACUUCUUUUCUGCCCUUGACCGAUGGAGAGCAUUGGCUGCCGAGGAUCGAGAGCAAAGAGAAAAGGCUCUGGAACUUUACAACCAAAAACAAAACCGCCGACUGAUGCUGAUCGCCGAAGAAUGGGCAAAACAAGCGGCUAUUGAUCAACAGCGUUUGCAAGACGCCCGACUGGAGCAUGCCCAAGGAUGGCUAGACGCAUGGAAGGAACAUGCUGAGGAUCUUGAGCAACGUGACGUGGAAGCCUGGCAGCUUUGGGCGGCAGACAAGCAAAGGCAAUCUCUGAAGGCGUGGUCAAUCGCGUCACUACAACAGAGCGGACAGGCUCAUACGGCACUGGAAGUCCGUAAGAAGCACGAACGAGAGAGACGCAAUCGCAUCCUGCAACACUGGAGACAACGUGAUGACAGGUUAGAGGAUAUGCCGCCAGGAUUCAACUCCCAGCCCAACUCGGUCGUUCGCUCAUUGAACUGGUCGCGAGGAAGCUGGAGGGGGUUCUCAGGAAGGAGGUCAACACUUGCCCGGAAUGAUCGAGCAUACGAUUACUCCAAUACGCCGCUCGAGACACCGACACGAUGGACGGGGCAUCCCCUUUCCAUGUCGACUAUGUUGCCCCCAGGGUCAAUGGCACCACUUAGGGAAGCGGACGAGAAUGAUGCUGUAUCCUCGUUUGCUGGUGACGACGACGAUCUCGAUCCCGCGUCACCUUCUUUGCGGCCCGCCUCACGGGGGCAAUUCUCAACUAUGCCAUCAACAACGCCGAUGGCACCAGUGCCAUCACAUCUGGUGGAACGUGGUCUUCGGGGUGAAUUCGAAGAGCCGGAACAAAACGGUAUCAACAGGAGUACAAAGACCAGUUCUCGAAUACCCAAGUUCGAAUCACCUCGGCCUCGACCGGAGGACCCACGGCUAGCUGGCGUGUCCGAAUCCGCCAACACUGACCGAGUUGGACCUUCGCAACGAUCGGUGGCUGCAACGAGAACAUUCGGGUUCAGACAGCCGAACAGACGGACUAUCGGGCCUCAGCCUGCCUCACCCGAAGCCACCACGCAGGCAAUUGCAAGCAAAUCUGUCCCCGUCCGUAUUCCCGUUUAUUGCAUUGACUCUGAUGAUCUCAAGCUGCGCCAAAGCUACCUAGGCAUUAACAACUCUCCUUCGCGCCCAAGACCGCACAGCCAGAGUGCUCCCCUCUUCUCCCGGAGAUGCACGCGCCUCGUGCUUUUUAAUAGCAUGAAGGCCGUCCUGCCGGGUAACCCGCGCUCGAGGCUCCAAGGGUUGGCCUCGGGAUAUUGGGAUUCCCGACACAUCAACACAGUUUACGAUGAUGGCGAACAGCCUCUCGAGGCCAUCGCCUUUGACGAAGCUACAGGCAAGAUCGCUACAUGCACAUCGACCGAAGUCCGAGUCUACAAGCCGUUUGGGUCGCGCGAGGAUGCCCUGAAGUGGGCCCUGGAGUCGACCUUUGACAUUCCGAAUCCGAACGCCGACGACGCCCCGUGUACUCUGUCCUGGGGCAGCUCCGAGGAGCUUCUGGUGGCCACAUCCUCCCUCUCCCUAUACGCCACGAAAAGCGAACCGAAACGUCUAUGGCAGAAGAAGCUACCGAGCCCCGUCAAGUGGGCGUUACUAUCAUACGACUCUGCCUACAUUGCCUCGACCGGUUACCACGAUCACUUGGUCAAGAUCUGCCGCAGACUCAAUUACGGCGCAGACGAAGUACGCUUCGACCUUACGUACCUGCGACACCCAAACAUUGUCACCUCUGUGAGGUGGCGCAAGCCGUUCCACCUGGAGCAGGCUGUUGACAAUGUUCUCUAUACUAUCUGCCUCGACAAAUGCGUUCGGAUAUGGACACCGACCGAGACUCCGGAUGGGAAACAUUGGCACCUUUGGGGUCAGGUUGACGUUUGUGCGCCGUCGCGAGAGGACCCGUACCCCCUGGAUAUGCGCUUUGCCAUGAUUCUCGAUGGGCGGGAUUUCACAGCAUCGGUUGAGCAAGCUGUGCAGGCUCGCAUGUCCGACGACUCAACCACCGAUGACCCUGUCGCGCUUGAUCACCUGGUCGCGAUCGCUAACAAGAACCCCGAGAUUUGUAUAGCUCUUGAUGGAAGAGGGACCAUGUCAGCGUGGGCGCUUGAAAAUGUUGGCAGUAACACUGCAAACGCCCCGACUCUAUUCAAGGUUGCUCAGGUCAAGGACACCGAUUUUGAGCUCUUUGGCAGGUUUCUGCCGUCUCACGACGCGCCCCAUACCGAGAUCCAGACAUACUGCGACAAGAAGACUGGCAAGGUGCACUUCCUGCUACAUGCAUUUGAUGGAAGGAUCGGCGUCUUUACAGGAAAUGUUGCAGACCUGCUGGAUCCAACUACCAAUGACCGGCGUCUCUCGCUACACUCGAUCUGGGCCGGCCACUCAACCUCCAUCACCAAGAUUGUCCGAAACUUCAGCGGAAGGGCUGUCGUCUCACGGACACGAGAGAGUGAAAGCAUAGUAUGGAAGCAUCUUCUCAACCGGGACGAGAACCCAGGCUUGAGCUUGACCCGAGGUAGCGUGAUCCCGGAAAAGGGCCACAUUCACCGGAUAUGUGUUCUAAGAAAGGGGCGCUUCGUCGUAUUCCUCCGCCAUCAAACGGUUGCACUCUGGGAUUGCAGGGCUAGCCGAGCCGUUUCGCUUGCGCACUGUCCUUAUGAGGUAUCCGGAAAGCCGCUCUGUCUCAUUAUUCUUCCUCGGUCAGAUGUGAAGGAGUACACUGUUGCGCACAUUGCGACAGUGACAUCUGAAGGGAAGGGUAUUGUAUGGGAAGUCCAUCUCCCCUCAUAUUUUGAAGACCCCAAAACCAAGGCCGGCGCUAGUAUCGAAGAGUUCUGCCGCUUCGAGCUGGGGGAUGUCGAGGAUUUGUCAUACGUCCUCCCAGUCGAUCCCGCAGGUUCAUCGCCCAUUGUGUCGGGCUUUCUCGAUAUCUUCGCUCGAGAUGUGGCUAUCUCAUAUACUCGCACCGGCCGUGUUGACUUCUGGACAGCACGUGUCGACCCUGAAAAGCGCAGUGUCGGAUGGCUAUCCACUUGCACCACUCAGACUGGGGUGUCUGAGCCUGCCCUGGUUAGUGGAAGUACCUUGAAGAAGGCAUCUCUUGUGAACAAGACGAGGUCGCAACUUACAAUUUGGGACAUUGGUGGUUCUCGCCUGGAAUAUGAGAACAAUUUCGAAGAGCAUCAGGUAAUUCAAGAUCUGGACUGGACAUCAACACCUGACGCCCAGUCCAUCUUGGCCGUUGGGUUCCCCUAUCGAGUCGUUCUCAUGUCCCAGAUGCGAUUCGACUACCUUAACAAAGGUCCAGCUUGGGCGCAGAUCCGAGAGAUUAGCAUCCGCGAACUCACUCCACACCCGAUUGGCGACUCAACCUGGCUGGGCGACGGCUUCUUGGUCAUUGGUGCUGGAAACCAGAUGUUUGUACAGGAUAGGCGUGUUGGUGUCUCUGAGUCUCUCAGGUCUGACCUUCGUUUGCCACCACGCAAGGAUGGCACAUUGGAUCUGUUCCAAGUGGUUCAACGAUUCAAUGGUCCUCUGCCAGUAUUCCACCCCCAGUUCCUCAGUCAAUGCAUCCUGUCUGGCAAGACCACACUUGUACGGCGCAUCUUGGUGGCCAUGCACAAGAUUCUGAAGUAUUACCUUCACGGAGAGACACUGGAUGACUACUUGGGCAUGGAUUUGAGCGAGUUCUACACACCCGAGCAAACUCAUACCCAGGCUGUCGAUAAGUCUGCAGGCGCGUAUCUAAAUGGAAAUGGCGGUGACGAAGACGAAGACGACGAUAUCUUCACUGAGCAGACAGCAGUGGCAAUCAACGAGAAGCUGGUUAAGAUUGGUGUUCCACAGCUCUCUGGCCACGAACAAAUCCAGCUUGCCGACAUCAUCGAGUGUGUCGCCCUUGUCGAGAGGCAUCGUCGUUCGAUGGACGAGAAUGGCGCCCGCUUCAUGCUCUUCUUCCGUCAACAUGCACUGCGAAAAGGACGGACCAACGAGAUGCACCUCUCCUGGCGAGAGAUCAACUGGGCUUUCCACUCAAACAGUCAGGAUAUUCUAGCCGACUUUGUUUCGAGACAGAGUCAUGGCAGCAUGCUUUGGGAGCAUGCUCGUGAGAGCGGUCUCUUCAUGUGGCUGUGUGAUUCAACCGCCUUGAAAGCUCAGUUCGAGUUGAUUGCUCGAAAUGAAUACACAAAGAACGAAGUGAAGAACCCAAUCGACUGUAGCCUGUACUAUCUCGCCCUCCGCAAGAAGACGGUGCUUCAGGGUCUGUGGCGAAUGGCAAGCUGGAACAAGGAACAGGCAGCGACUCAGAAAUUGUUGUCGAACAACUUUGAAGACCCCAAGUGGAAGACGACAGCUCUGAAGAACGCGUAUGCGUUGCUCAGUAGACGGCGCUUCGAAUAUGCUGCGGCAUUCUUCCUGCUAGCUGACCACCUUCAUGAUGCUGUAGAAGUGUGCUUGAAUCAGCUCAAAGAUAUGCAACUGGCCAUUGCGAUAGCGCGUGUGUAUGAGGGAGAUGACGGCCCAGUCUUGCGGCGACUGCUUCAAGACGUUGUGCUUCCCUUGGCAGCCCAGGAGGGUAACCGCUGGCUGGCAUCUUGGGCAUUCUGGAUGCUUGGCCGUAAGGACAUGGCUGUGCGAGCGCUCAUCACCCCUGUCUACACCCUUCUGGAAACACCUUGUUCGCCCGACAUCAAAUCGAGGUUAUUCCUUACCGAUGACCCUGCGCUAGUGGUUCUCUACUCGCACUUACGACACCAGACAUUGCAGACAUUGAGGGGAGCCUCCAAGGUCACCCCCAAAGUCGAGUGGGAAUUUGUACUGCAUAGCGCCAAGCUGUAUGAUCGAAUGGGAUGCGAUCUCCUUGGAUUGGAUCUGGUACGAAACUGGGAGUUCCAGCAAUCGCCUCCUGCUGCUGGCCUCGGUGGAGAGGUCAACCCGCUCAAGUUGCUACGCCGGAGGAGUUCACUUGUUGUCGCCGACUUGCCGUCGCCUACUCUUCACUUUGAGGGAAAGAAGGCUGUUAAGCCGCCACCGACAACGUUCGAGGAGCCGGAUGCAAGCUCUCUGUUGGAUAGUUUUGGGUUCUGA
This is a messenger RNA of Fusarium vanettenii 77-13-4, 7269 nucleotides long. RefSeq lists its product as uncharacterized. Gene Ontology annotation, molecular function: protein binding. Gene Ontology annotation, cellular component: RAVE complex. Lineage: Eukaryota; Fungi; Ascomycota; Sordariomycetes; Hypocreales; Nectriaceae. The coding region runs from base 1 to 7269 and encodes 2422 amino acids. The transcript is spliced from 12 exons. Gene Ontology annotation, biological process: vacuolar acidification. The record is from RefSeq and is a predicted model, not a curated record.